UGUGAGAUUUUGCAAGAUCGAUUGAACUUGAAGUAUCGUGUGUCGUACUUUUUUCAGAUUUUGAAGACACUUGGCAAGCUGAAACAAGCGUAACUCCUCUUCAAACAGUCUAGAUUAGUCUUACAGGAAUGGGGUGCUGUUUCAGCAGCGAGGAGAGUACUUCUGGCUCUAGACAAGCAUCUGAAAGAGAUCCUUUACUGGGAGGAAGAUCAACUCCAAUUGCUAAUGGACAGAGACCUGUUGAUGAUGCACUCAACCAUAGUUCUGGCCCAAUAUCCAAGACAGAUGAACAAUCACUGUUAAGCAGAAUACUUCAUCAAACUGCACACAAAGUCAUAGAUGUCUCCUCAACUGAACCUCACAGUAUAGAAAGAACAGAAUACAUGGAAAGAUCCAGGCAAUACAUGUCAAAACUAUCUACUGUCAAUGGUUCAGCACUACAUAACGGAUCCAACCUUCCUGGUGGAGUAAAGGCACCUUCAUCCGUGUUAGCAAGUGAACCUAUACCACAAGGAGAUGUAGCAUUUGUUAUCCAAGCUGCCAAAGGAGCAGAUGCAUCAUUAUCUGGCUUUCAUGUUGAGCACAGAGAUGCCCUUGUGGUACAGUUUGAAUCAUCGUAGGAAUUUCUGAUGUUGCAGAGAAUGAAAUAUUUAUUGAAAUUGAACCUUACAUUAAUGUGCCUGCCAGUAAUUUCAAGUAAUUUCCAGAGCAACUUACACCAAAAGAUAAGUAUAAACAGUAAAACAGAUAGUGUGGCAAAAUCCUGGGUUGGACCUUAGUUUAUGAUCUCUUGCCUCCCAGAUGCACCUCUUACCCCUUCCAUAAAGGCAAUGAAAACUAAUCCUACAGAAUUUUUGCUGAACGGAUAUUAAUUUGAAACGGAAGGGAGAAGGUGCAGGACUAAAACUAAAAUUUUUCAAUAAGUAACCAAGAUCUUGCAUGAGCUUGACGUCAAAGUGAUUAUUAUUGAUAUUUAACUCAGAGAGUAAUUCUCAAUAGAUUGUCAAAAUACAUGUAGAGUGUAGGCAGGGUGUCUUUUGGGUUUGUUUCCUCUGUCUGCAUUUGGUACAGCAAACUUUCAUCAUCUUUUUUCAACCUACCAAAUUCAGUAUUUGAUGGAAAAAACAUGCUUACUCUUAUUUUCCUACACUUUAAGUUGUUAAGCUUCUUUUUCCUCCGAGGUCUCUAAGCAGUGUUUUUUCCUCUUAUUUGAUUACUUGGUUUUGAUUUUACAACACUAACAUAAAAGGCAUUUUGCUCUUAUUUUGUGGUAUGAAAUUAUGAAUAUGGUAAGGAAACCUUUCAGAACUUUUCACAAAUUGAAAAAUUUGAUCGUGAGAAGUUCAAAUUGCAAAAGGUGGGAAGAAGUUUGGGUGAGGGGGGAGGGGGGAAUGUGUCUCCCAGUUAGCAAGUGAUGGAAAAAGCACUUAUCAAGCCUUUGUAGGCAAAUCUCUUGCCAGCCAUUCCCUAUUCCUUCCCACUUUCCUCCAUAUAUCUGAGAACAGUGGGAUAUUUAUUACUGUACCCUUGUUCAGCAGUUUUAUACACUGGAAGAUGCUUUCCUAGUCAAUCACAAAAAGUAAACAAAAAGUUCUCAUGCAGGGAAAAGAAAAGAAUAAAAAAAUAUGUAAGGAAAAAAAGGCACUGACUAUUACUGAAUGCGGAUUGUCUAAGUAGUUUCAGUGCAUCAUCUGUAUAGGAAAGCUUGGAGCCCUGCAGAAAUUACACAUUGCAUCCUUAUGCUUUGACAAAUAGAGUGACUUUUUUUUCCUAAAUUAAUAUGUUAGUAUGAAUAAGGUUGUAAACCAAUCAGUUUAGUUAUGCAUUUUGACUCAGUAGUGCCCUAAUUCAGGAUUGUAAUUUAGAAAUUUAACACUGUAGAGUCAGUUAUAAUUUACGCUUUUCAUAGAUUAUUUUGAAUAAUAAAAUCACACUUUGAACAAUG
Molecule: messenger RNA, 1945 nt
Organism: Stylophora pistillata
Lineage: Eukaryota; Metazoa; Cnidaria; Anthozoa; Scleractinia; Pocilloporidae
Product: ragulator complex protein LAMTOR1
Biological process (GO): lysosome organization; positive regulation of MAPK cascade; positive regulation of TOR signaling
Cellular component (GO): late endosome membrane; membrane raft; lysosomal membrane
Molecular function (GO): molecular adaptor activity; guanyl-nucleotide exchange factor activity
Source: RefSeq, a predicted model, not a curated record